GUCCUUUGCUGUUUCUUUCCUGUCAUGCGCUUUAGAUGUAAACAGUUUUCACAAGCAACCCAAGUCACGCUUUUAUCACAAAAUACUAAUUAUUGUAAAGUUUAGCUCAUGCAGUCCCAGAUUCUCAAUUUUGUACGAAUAUCUUUAUUUACACUUCUUCAACCUGCGUUGUUAAAUCGCAUGCUUUUAAGGACAAUCACACAUCACAGCUCUAAGAGUGUUUACUCACAGUACAGCACGAUGCCUAAAAAGAGCAAAACGAGUAAAAGCAACCCAAAGCCAACUUUACCGAAGACACCGUCCGGACCAGUAACAAAAAGUAAAGACGGUGGAAUUGCAAUCGCAAUACACGCCAAACCCGGGGCAAAACAAAAUGCAAUUACAGAUGUCUCUGAUGAGGCGGUGGGUGUCGCCAUUGCCGCGCCGCCGACAGACGGGGAGGCCAACGCCGAGCUGCUGCGAUAUUUAUCCAAAGUCCUGGAGCUGAAGAAGAGUGAAAUAUCUUUAGAUAAGGGCUCCAAAUCCAGAGAAAAAAUUAUCAAGGUAACAGCAAGUGUCAGUCAAGAGGAUAUUUUGGAGAAAUUAAGAAGAGAGGCCGCUGGGUGAAACUACAUUGUACUUUGACACAAAAAUGGACUAAGCAUGGAGUCAUGUUCUGUGUUAACCUCGUAUUCCAAGUUGUUUGCACCAAUAUGGUAUAAUAUUUAAUGAAAUAUUCAAGUUUUCAAAUAAAAUGCUGUAUUUUUGGGUAAGUCUGUGUGAUUGUGAAUGCUACCCUAAAACAUUAUACAUAUAGCCACAAAUGUGGUUGUAACCUGUUACUGUAAUAAUAUUUUAAGUUAAGAACAUGCACUGCUUAUCCUACCAGUUAAAUAGUGGUUACAGCAGCACCUGAGGUCCUUCACCAGUGACAAAUGUGUUCAUUAAUGAGAGUCUAAUGAGUAUGGUUAUCAGACAUUUUCUAUUAACUAAAAGCCUUUAAAUUGAUUAUUCGACAGAUUGUAGGAGGCUUAGUUAUCGUACAUAUAAAAGCAUUUUAGCUGUUUAUAGAACUGUGGGGUGAAAAAGUGUUGGCCCCCCCUCCAGAUUUCUUAUGUUAUUGCAUAUUUUACACACUUUAAUGUUUUAGAUCAUCAAACAAAUUUAAAUAUUAGUCAAAUAUAACACAAGUGAACCCCACAUGCAGUUUUAAAAUGAAGGUUUUAUUAUUAAGGGGAAACUAAAUCCAAAACUACAUGGCCUGUGUGACAAAUAUGCAAACACAUAAGAAAUCUGGAGGGGGGCCAACACUUUAUCACAUCACUGUAUACUGUAUGUGCAUUUGUGUUCAGUGUAUUUUAAAAUAGAUUGGAGCCAUUAGCCCAAAUUUAGACUAAAUUCAUUUUAUAAUGCUAAAACAGAUUCUUUCUGUGAGCAUACAUAACAAGCAACCAGAAAAUAUUACAGAUAAUGUAAAAUAAGAAGUGAAACAGUAUUUCCUGGUUUUCUAUUGCUUACUUAGUUUCAUAUAUAAUGAAGAGGUAAAUUUCUUUAAUAAACAAAAUUUUUGAGGCAAUGUGCACCUCCACCAUUAGUGGGGGGGAGGAAAAGUCAUCGAGAGCCAAAACAUGUUUGCAUUUAAUCAUGCAGGCAAGCUCUGCAACCUCCCACUUUAUUAAAGUCUUCCAAUAUAAAUCUUUAAUAAAUGAGAAUCUCUGGUUAUUUGCCUGUUCCCAGCCCACUUCCUGUAUACGCCUUAUGAAAUUGUCAUAUAACAAUAUUUUUAAUUUACUUGUUUAAUAAAAAAUUAAUUCAUUGA
Molecule: messenger RNA, 1798 nt
Organism: Misgurnus anguillicaudatus (oriental weatherfish)
Lineage: Eukaryota; Metazoa; Chordata; Actinopteri; Cypriniformes; Cobitidae
Source: RefSeq, a predicted model, not a curated record